Messenger RNA from Alternaria conjuncta, 1737 nucleotides. RefSeq lists its product as uncharacterized. The transcript is spliced from 2 exons. The record is from RefSeq and is a predicted model, not a curated record. Lineage: Eukaryota; Fungi; Ascomycota; Dothideomycetes; Pleosporales; Pleosporaceae. The coding region runs from base 1 to 1737 and encodes 578 amino acids.
AUGCGGAAUUCGCAAAUACGUACCUCGUCCCCAACCAACCCAUCUGCGAUUUCGUUCCUUACAAAGUUCCCUCCCGAGAUUCGCAAUUGCGUGUAUGAAUUGCUGUUCAAGCGAGAAGAUCCGGUCUUGCUUCAUAACGCGGAUGUUUACCAUGCGUCACAUCCUUUCCGUGGGGCUCUCGAGGAUUACUACAGCGAAUACGAAGACGGAGUCGGGAAAGACGAGGCAUUCCGACACGACUUUCAUGAGGGGCUCGCUCUGCUAUCGUCUUGCCGCCAGAUACACGACGAAGCUUCUGGGGUUCUAUACGGCGGAAACACGUUCAUUUUCUCAAGACUGUUUGACGAAGAGGAUUGUGACGAGUUGAACAGCCAUGAAGAAUACUCCCAGGUCGACUACGCGGCGAAGUGGCUGAACGACAUCGAAACGCAAUUCAACCGCCUCAAGAAGGUUGUCAUUGAUGUAAAUGCGACCUGUUGUGAAGGUUUAUGUGCGAACAGCGAUGUGUUCGAAUUCUUGCCUCUAUUACGUUUUGUGUGGAAGAACCCGGACUCCCUCAAGAUAAUCUCGUUCGGAAGUGCUAGCGGAGCACUAUGUACGCACGAGCCUACGAUUGAAGCGGCCGAUAGAGAUGGAGAACCAUGGGUUGAUAGAGCGCGCAUGUUCAAUAACUUGCUUACUGCCUUCGCAGUACACGACGUUCUCGACAUACGCAAGUACGCGUUCUCUAACCAUCUCAUGUCUGAGAUCAGAAUACUCCAAUUUCCGGAACGGGAAUUGGGGGGUGCCGUGGGCAUGAGAGAUGGAAGUGGGACAAAUUUGAGGAAAGUCCUUGUAUCAGACGAAGGCAAAACCCUCCGAUGGAAGCCGCGGAGGAAGCGCCGCCCAUUUCAAAACCUAGCAGUAGACACACGAAAACGGAUAGCAGAAUUUGUACUGCGCCACCCAGACGAAAUCGUAAUCGACUUGAACACACAUACUGUACGGGGCCUUGACUUCGGUAUCGCUCGAACAGGCCUAGUUCCCCGGCGCACCCUAGGGGAGCUUGUAUCACGUCUGAACCGAAUCAGCAUAAAGAUGACCAGCAAGAAACCCGUUACAGAUUUUGACGGCUUCAAAAAGUUGGACGAUCUCCUGUCCAAGAGAUCCAAUCAUCCUACGGUCCUGGGAGCGAUGUUAAGUUCCUGGCCAGAGCCCCAUGCACAGACCCUUGUAUUGGAAAUUGCUCCCGCCGAAGUGACCGCCCUCAGCACUGUCCGUAUUGACAUCAAAGAUUUGAUUACUCUACUACGCGACGGAUAUCCCCACCGUGUUUCCACCAUCUGCAUAACGCUCACUCCGCCUUCCCACACCGGGGCACCGCAACAAAGCACUACUGUCUCAACAGAGAAAUUAUUGAGACAGACGUUCUUACUCCUAUCCGACUACAUACUUCAAGCAGAAGAGGAACUAUCUGAGUCUCCUGGUAUCAACACCGUGAAAGCUCUUCUCGAAGAACUGGACCCCUUCCCUGAACUCUGGAUGGACGGCUACGGCAAUCUUCUUCACGCCUCAACUGCCAAUGGGGACGCUCCAUUAAAUUUUGCCUAUGAUGACGACAUUACGUGGGACCAUGUUAUCCGCGUGUGGCGAAGGCUCAGGAGUACAUUUCAUUGGGAUUGGGAUAUCAGGACUGUACCGCCGGGGUUGAAGAAGUUGACGUCCGACAUUGGACGGUCCGGCAUUGGAUGGAGAUAG